AUGGCAUUAAAAGUUACUGUACGAGAUAAAAUUGUUAAUGAUGUAAUUCGACCAUUAAGAAAAACAGGAAAACAAGAAGGAUGGAAUGUUUUGGUAGUAGAUCGUCUUUCUAUGAAAAUGUUAUCAGCUUGUUGUAAGAUGCAUGAUAUUAUGGAUGAAGGAAUAACAAUAGUAGAAGAUAUAAAUAAACGCCGUGAACCAUUAACUAAUCUUGAUGCUAUUUACCUUAUAACACCUACAAAAGAUAGUAUUGAUAAAUUGGUACAAGAUUUUACAAUAAGAAUGCAAUAUAGACGAGCACAUGUCUUUUUUACUGAAGCAUGUAAUGAUACAUUAUUUUCUCAGUUAAGUAAAAGUUCUGCUGCUAGAUAUAUAAAAACAUUAAAAGAAAUUAAUAUAGCUUUUACUCCAUAUGAAAGUCAAGUAUAUACUCUUGAUUCACCUGAUACUUUCUUUUUAUAUUAUACACCUGAAAAACAAAUACAAUUAAGUAUCAAUCUUGAAAGAAUUGCUGAACAAAUUGCUACUGUUUGUGCUACAUUAGGAGAGUAUCCUGCAGUUAGAUAUAGAUCUGAUUUUGAAAGAAAUGUUGAAUUAGCUCAAAUGGUUGCUGCUAAAUUAGAUGCUUACAAAGCUGACAAUCCAUCAAUGGGUGAUGGUGCUGAAAAAGGAAGAUCUCAAUUACUUAUUAUUGAUAGAGGUUUUGAUGGUAUUUCUCCUAUUUUACAUGAAUUAACACUUCAAGCUAUGUGUUAUGAUCUUCUUGGUAUUGAAAAUGAUGUUUAUAGAUAUGAGACUGGUGGUGGAGAAAGUGUUGAUAAAGAAGUAUUAUUAGAUGAGAAUGAUGAUCUUUGGGUUGAUAAUAGACAUAAACAUAUUGCUGUCGUUUCUCAAGAAGUUACAAAAGGAUUAAAAAAGUUUAGUGAACAUAAGAAAAUGCCUAGUGAUGCUAAAAGUAUUAAAGAUUUAAGUUUAAUGAUAAAGAAAAUGCCACAAUAUCAAAAGGAAUUAAAUAAGUUUAGUACACACUUUCAUUUAGCUGAAGAAUGUAUGAAAAGAUAUCAAAGUGGUGUUGAUAAAUUAUGUAAAGUUGAACAAGAUUUAGCUAUGGGAAUGGAUAUUGAUGGUGAAAGAAUUAAAGAUCCAAUGAAAUUAAUGGUACCUCUUCUUAUUGACCCUAGUGUUAGAUUAGAAGAUAGAUUAAGAUUAAUACUUCUUUAUAUUACAACAAGAAAUGGUAUUACAGAUGAAACUUUAAAUAAACUUCUUCAACAUGCUAAUAUAAAUUUAAGCGAAAAAGAAACAAUAACAAAUGCCUCACAACUUGGUUUUAAUAUAACAAUAGAUCAAGGAAAGAAAAAAGUUUGGCAACCAAGUAGAAAAGAACGUCGUGAUGAAACAUUUUAUCAAAGUUCUCGUUGGGUUCCAGUGAUAAAAGAUAUUCUUGAGGACGCUGUUGACGAUAAGCUUGAUGCAAAACAUUUCCCAUUUUUAAAUGGACGUCAGGCAAAUCAGCCAUAUCGUGCUGCAACUAGUGUUCGUUAUGGACAAUGGCAUAAUCAACGUGCUCAAAAUCAACAAUACAGAACUGGACCUAGACUUAUUGUUUACAUAAUUGGUGGAGUUACCUAUUCUGAGAUUAGAGCUGCAUACGAAGUUACACAAACUAAAAAACCAUGGGAAAUUAUUAUUGGUUCUGAUCAAAUAUUAACACCAGAAAAGUUUCUUAAUAAUCUUCGUGAUUUAAAUAAAACCCGUGAACAAUAG
Messenger RNA from Strongyloides ratti, 1767 nucleotides. RefSeq names its product Protein ROP. Gene Ontology annotation, biological process: vesicle-mediated transport; intracellular protein transport; neurotransmitter secretion. Gene Ontology annotation, cellular component: secretory granule; plasma membrane. The record is from RefSeq and is a predicted model, not a curated record. The transcript has 2 exons. NCBI's taxonomy places the organism in Eukaryota, Metazoa, Nematoda, Chromadorea, Rhabditida, Strongyloididae. Gene Ontology annotation, molecular function: syntaxin binding. The coding region runs from base 1 to 1767 and encodes 588 amino acids.